AUGGAAGGAAUGGAAAGAGGACCAGCAGAAACAAUAGAGAGAGGUGUUACCACAGAGAGAUUAAGUACAGCACCUCCAGUAGCAGCGGCAGCAGCGGCGGCACCGAAACCAGUUGAAGUCCCACCGGUGUACAAGUUAAAGUUAACAUUAAAAGGACACAGGAAAUCUAUUUCAUCGGUAAAGUUUUCACCAGAUGGCAAAUGGUUACUCUCUGCAUCCGCUGAUAACACUGCAAAGAUUUGGGAUGCAAGAUCGGGUACCUUCCAGAGGACUCUAACAGGACACAAAAAAGGUCUAUCGGAUGCAUCGUGGUCACACGAUUCAAAGUUUAUCUGCACUGCAUCUGAUGAUACAACCGUAAAGAUUUGGGAUGCUGAAACUGGAGAUCUAAUUAAAACAUUGAAAGGACAUGAUAAUUAUGUAUUUUCAUGUAACUUUAACCCACAAUCCAACAAGAUUGCAAGUGGAUCAUUCGAUGAGACCGUCAUAGUCUGGGACGUCAAGUCAGGCAAACAACUCAUACGUAUUCCAGCACACACCGAACCAGUUUCAUCGGUUCAUUUCAACAGAGACGGUUCAAUGUUACUUACAAGUAGUAUAGAUGGUACAGUUCGUGUUUGGGACUCAUUUUCAGGAUCACCACUACAGACUUUGUCGGCGACAUUGUCAUCGACAGACAGCGUGGCACCACCCAUCGUUUCAUAUUCAAUAUUUUCACCGAAUGGCAAGUACGUGUUGGUCGGUACACUCGACUCGAAACUGCGACUCUGGAACUACAGUGAGAAUAAGAUGCUAAAGGUAUACGAGGGUCAUCAGAACUCACAGUACUGCGUGUUCUCAACCUUUUCCAACGGUAAAUGGGUGGUAUCUGGUUCAGAGGAUCACAUGAUCUACAUUUGGAAUCUACAGACAAAGGAGAUCGUACAGCGACUCGAAGGACACACCGAUGUCGUUUUGGCUGUGGCUUGCCAUCCCACCGAGGAAAUCAUUGCCUCUGGUGCAAUCAACUCUGACAACACAAUUAAGAUUUGGAAAGUCUAUACUAUGUACAAAUCAAAUCAUAGAUUGAUAAGAUCGAUAACAGAAAUGAGAGUUCAAUUUGAUGAACUUGAUCAACACCAAAAUUGUCAAAUCAACCUCAAUGAACAACAACAACAACAGCAACAACAACAACAAUGA
This is a messenger RNA of Heterostelium album PN500, 1179 nucleotides long. RefSeq names its product WD40 repeat domain-containing protein (gene wdr5). The transcript has 5 exons. NCBI's taxonomy places the organism in Eukaryota, Evosea, Eumycetozoa, Acytosteliales, Acytosteliaceae. Gene Ontology annotation, molecular function: protein binding. The record is from RefSeq and is a predicted model, not a curated record. The coding region runs from base 1 to 1179 and encodes 392 amino acids.